CAGCGUCUAAUGCAGCAGAAAGUAAAAUCUAGGCGAAAUGUGACAGGGGGUGUGGCAAAGUAUCAGGUUUUGUUGCUAUAAAAAGUGUUAACUAAACAGAGGAGACAAGAGCAGCUUUAGCCGUGAAGAAAAACCUCAUUCUUCCGAGAACCUCUGAGCUUAUAUGGAAACACAGCAUUCAGCCAUGAAGUUUCAAAUUCUGGUUUUGAUCCUGCUGUUGGCUUGCAUGUAUCCCAGUGUCACACAAGGUAUUCUCUAUGAAAACUGCUGUUUGAAGUACAUUGUAGGAGUGAGGAAGAACAUGAGAAGAAACAUUGAGAGUUACAGAGUGCAGGAAACAGAUGGAGGGUGCAACAUUCCUGCUAUUGUUUUCAAGUUGAAGAGAUCAAAGACACUCUGUGCUGAUCCAAGAGAAAACUGGGUGCAACAACUCAUGCAGAAAAUAGAUGGGAAAAAAACAGGCCCUAAGUAGUGUAUGAGUUUCAGAGACAGAUUUGAUCACGCCACUGCAGACGAAACUGUAUAUGACCAACACACUAAAAUAACAAUAUGUAGUUUAUAACACCAUCACUCCUGCUGAUUCAUAUAUUUUCUACAUCAGGCUAUGAAUUGCUAUCUUCAUGCCAAGGUUCAUAAUGAACUGUAUUGGUUUGCUUCUGUUCAUUGUAUUAGAACAAUAUGAAUGUAUGAACUGUGAAUGUUUGCUCUUGUUUCCAUGCUCCACAAUAAAUCUUUUUAUAUAUGUAUAUA
Molecule: messenger RNA, 750 nt
Organism: Megalobrama amblycephala (Wuchang bream)
Lineage: Eukaryota; Metazoa; Chordata; Actinopteri; Cypriniformes; Xenocyprididae
Product: C-C motif chemokine 21-like
Exons: 4
Coding region: 164-472 (102 amino acids)
Biological process (GO): inflammatory response; positive regulation of ERK1 and ERK2 cascade; cellular response to interleukin-1
Cellular component (GO): extracellular region
Molecular function (GO): chemokine activity; CCR chemokine receptor binding
Source: RefSeq, a predicted model, not a curated record